UCCUAUUUUACCGACAGCGGUGUUUGCCCUCGGUGGCUUUAUUUUUCCAGCCGCAGCGGUGUCCGUCGGGGCCGGUGCUGACGUGGAGCCAGAGCGAAAUGAUUUUCAAAUUGAAUUUUUGAAAUCUCGUUUGCGUUUCAUCUCGCACACACACACCCCCCUCUACUUUUUGAGCUGUCUGUUGGGGACGGAUGCAUGCGUCUGAUUUUCUUCCAGGCCUAUCUAACCAGAUCUCUGCAGAGAGGCUCCAGAGAAAGCCCAGCGGUGCUCCAGAGAGGCUUUGGAGACAUCCAGGACUCUGGAAGGGCUCUUGGGCAGACCUGGAAAAGCCCCGUUUGUUGGUGGGAAGGAGGGUUUGCCUGCCAGCUAUGCCCCAGCUGCUGAUCCGAGCAGGGCAGAUCAGCUGUCAUGCUUCGAUCUCUGCACCCAGAAGAGGACUCCGCUACCAAAGUCAUCGUUUCCAGCUAGAUGCACCCGAACCGACCAGCUGCCAUGGAAACGGGCUGCACGGAGGAGCCUGCCCGGACCAGGUCGCCGUCGGUGAUCUGCGGGCAGCAGGAGGGAAGCGACCAGCAGCGGGAGGAGAAUGGGGACCGGCUGCCCGAGCGGGGCAAUGCCUCCGUCGCGGCUGCGGAGCCGCAGCAGCCUCAGCCGCCCCCCGGCAAGCUGAAGAAAACGGCUUUCAAACUGUUCGGAGGGAAGAGGAGCAUCUGUACGCUGCCCAGUUUCUUCGGGGGCAGAAGCAAAGGCCAGGGGAAAGUAGCCUCUAAAAAGGGCCUCAGUAAAUGUAAGACCCACGACGGGCUCAGCGGUGCUGCAUACGACAAGGGCGACGGGGUGCAGCUGGAAAGCCCUUCAGAGGGGAGCAGGGACUCGCAUCCUUGCCCUUUGCCGAGCUCCCAAAGCGCUCACUUGGCCAUAGACGCCAGCGCCAAGUUUGAUUUCGGCCAGCAGGACAACUCUCCACCCGGGAGCAUUGAGGGCUGUGAGAAAAAGCCCAACGGAGAGAAGUCCUCCUUUCCCAGACCCAAAAAAGGCCUGAAAGGGUUUUUUAACAGCAUCCGGCGUCACCGCAAGAGCAAGGUUGCUGAGUGUGAGAAAGCAGAGCUCCCCGAGUGGACCGGGGAUUCGGAGGAGGCCAGCAAAACUCCUGGUGUGGCAGCGGAGAGCCGAGGGGCCGCGGAGGGAAGGGGACUGGGACCUGUCCCUCUUGCCGCAGCCUGCCCGGGGAGCUCGGAGGAUGACCACUCGGUAGGCACAGCUGCCAACUGUGGUGAGGCUGCCGAGCCCGGCUGUCUCGUGGCUGAUGAAGGCAACUCUGAGGGUGACGCAGUGGCGAUGCCAGGGAAGAGGGACGUUCUGGAUACGAAAUCAGAGGCUGACGCUGUUGUCUGCACGGAGUUCGACCAUGGCAAUCUGCUGCUGGCCUUUCAUCCGGACUUCAUGGACAACGACCCUCCCUGCCUACACUCUGGGGACCUGUUAAGCCUCAUCUUAGGAGACGUCACCUCCCUGAAGAGCUUCGAUUCCUUGACGGGGUGCGGCGAUGACAUUGCUGAGCCCGACAUCGCUGAGAGCACUAUCUCUGUGGAGCGCAGCAGAGAUGCUGCUAAGCGGAGCUCCUGCCUGGUCACCUACCAGGGCGGUGGGGAGGAGAUGGCCAUACCCGAGGAGGCAGAGGAGUACCUCCACCAGAUUUGGAAUGGCAACACGGCAGGGGACAGGAGCUAUGGAGCCCAGGUGUCGAGCAGCAGUUUAGAGACACAUGCCUCGCACGAGGUGGAAGCCCACCCCUACAUGGGGGACGCGAUGGACGGCGUUGACCUCCUGACGCCGCAGAGUGACCAGCAAGAGUCCGCCCCUAAUAGCGACGAGGGUUAUUAUGACUCCACCACGCCGGGGCCAGAGGACGAAGCCGGAGAUGGGCUCAGUGAGAUCAAGAAGGACCGGCUUCCCAGAGACAGUUACAGCGGUGAUGCACUUUAUGAGUUUGACGCGCUGAUGAGUCCCUCUCACGGGGAGGAAUCCCUGUUUGAGAGCAAAGUCUCACGCCCGGGGAUCUUCAGCUACUUUUUGGACUUCUGCCUCCCUGCUGAGAAGAGCCUGAUCCAGAUGAUGGAUCAGAAAAGAGGGCUGAUGGAAACGGAGGAAGAGCGGCUAGCAGCCAUUCAGAAAGAGCUGCUGUACUGGGAGCUGCAGAGGGAACCGGUCUUGAAACGACUUGAUGUUCCCAGCAAGGAGAAGUGUCCCCGGGAAAAGCAGUGUGUUGAAUGUAAAACCAGAGCAGCCAACUCAGUCGGCAAGAAUCCGAGUGGCCUUGGUAGUGAGCAGGUGGCCUCGCACGCCCCGAACAGGGGUGUGAAUAGUGGGGUUUCAGUGGCUAGAGCUGAAAAUCCAGAGUGGAAAGAUUUUCCAGGAACUCUGUGUCCAGAAAACUGUUACAACAGCCAAAAAGCCCAAGGAAGUUGCCUUAUUCAGCUCACGAAGAACAACCCGGGGUUCGAUUCAGACCCGGAUCGUGGGUUGUUUGGGGGCUCUAUCCACGGCGGCGUAGCCCCAGCCAAAGCAGGGAUGUUCCCCGGCUACAGACUCCCAGAGCACGAGCGUAGCGGCGGAGCGGAGACCACCACCGGCAAGGCUCAGGUGGGCAGCGAACGCGAGCCCGAGCAUGCCGUGAGCUUCUCGCAAGCGCUGGUGGAGUUCGCCAGCAGCGGGACCCUCUUCUCCAGCCUCUCCGAAAGUCUGGGGAGCUCUGCCUCCGGCUCUUCCUUCACCCAGAACCUCCCUGCCCUCCCCACCAUGGUCACCUUCGACGUCGUCGACGUGGAGCAGGAAGGAGAAGGGGAGUGCGAGCGGCAUCCCGAGAUGAACGCCGGCGAGGACAUUGCCGAGGCCUUUGACGACGGCUACGGACGGAAAGAGUCAUUGGCAGAAUGUGACGAGAGAAUGUCCCCGGGGUACCCCCCGGGCUCCUUCCAGAGCUGCAACUGGGGUGUUGCCAGCCUGCCCCGCCACCUGCGCCUCCACGGGCUGAGCCCCUCCAUGCCGGCGCCGCUCUCCGUCGACCGGAGGAGCCGGUCGCUUGACACGGAGAGCCUGGAGUUUGAGCUUGCCGACUCGCAGGUUGCCAAGAGUGGCCCUCAGCCCUGCCGGCUCUGGUCGAAGCGGGAGGGUGGCAAAAAGGACUCGGGCGGAGCGAGGAGGAGCAGGAGCAAGGAGGAGGGCGAGCUGUCGGCUCCUGACGGCGGGUUGAGCUGGCCGGGCUUGCAGCACCUCCAGCACGACACCGACACGGCUGCCGGGGGGAUGAAGCACUGGGGUUUCGCUCCGGCCACCGCAACGGAGAGUGCCUGGGAGCCGUCGGAGCAGCCGGGCACCGUGUCCCCUUUCCUGUCUCUUUCCCGGAGCGUCGCUGGAGAGGCUCCGGACAGGCGGCCCCAAGAGCCGGAGCUGAACAGGCACCCGCUCAGGCCCUCCAAUUUACCUCUGCAGACCGACGCGAGGCGGUCCCGGGAGGCGGCCGGUUCCUACAGGUCCCACGGAGAAGCCACCGCCAAAAAGCUGGCCCGGUUGUUGCCCUUGGGAGAAACCGAGCCCGAGCUGCCCCUGAGCAGCUUUAGUUUCGCUUGCUCCCCGGAGAAACGUGCCAAGUGCAAACCCGUCGGCAUCGCCCAGGGCAUGCCUCAGCAUCCCGACGGCAGCACCGACACCGUAAAAAGCCCGGAGCACUGCGGAGAGCCCCUGAAAGGCAGAGCCACCCCCGGCCACGCGCUGCCUGCCGGCUGCCGGAGCGCUGCGGUGAACGUCACCGAAGCCGAAUAGCUGCUCCGGGGAGGGAGUGGAAAGGGUUGCGAAGGGCAGGGAGGGAGAAAAAGAACGUUAACGAGCAAUUUGUGAGUGACUUGAAUUUAGACCUGGGCUGAUAAGGAUGAGCUCCUCUCCCGCAGCCGUGGUACGUGGUCUUGCCGCUGCGGAUGCUCCGGCCGGGGCUCAGAGCUGCCUCUGGGAUUCGUAUGUUAACGCUGAGGCACUUUCUUGUUUUCCAGCACCAGCCGCCACGCUCUCGAAUGCCAAGUGCAGUAGCAGCCCCCGGCACGCACUCACGUUGCUGCUAGAAUAAAAGCUGGGAACGGACCCGUUGCUAGUGUGGCAGGUUUGGGGUUUUUUUUCUGCAGGACUGGAGCUGGGGGAGCAAGCCUUGGGGAAACUUGAGAGAAACCAGGUUUUUUCUUCCUCUUCUCGGUGAAAUGUUUUGGUUCAGACUCACUUUGAAUGUCUUCCAUCUUGGUCUCGAUUUGGGGAGGCUGGGAGGAAGGACACUGGUUAUUUCCAGGGCAAGGACGGGAGGCGAGUCAGCUGAAAGGGGAACUUUGCAGUAACAUUUUUAUUUAUUAUUUUUUUUUCCCUUGCCUCAAAGGAAAGCAGGAGCUUUUGUGCGCGUGCCGAUAACGUUUUCUAGGUCUAGUUUUAAUUUGCUUAAAGGUAACGCGCUCGGAGAGAUGUGCUGUCGAUGGUGUCCCUUUAAAGAACAAAGUGUCGGUCCCUUCUUUGUCGUGGUCUGUCUUCACAGUGUGUAAUUCCCUGUUGAAAUGUUUCUUGUGCUUUGUCCCACGUCCCUCGCCUCUCCCGGGCCAUGGGCACGUGGACGAGGUCUUUGAAAUAAGCUAAAUUUGCAUCGUGCCUGUAGCUGUGAAGUUGCAGAUGCUGUUACUUUCUUCAAAAGGAAGUUUUGUGGGUUUUUUUAUUAUUAUUAUUUUACAGUUGGUUUUUUUGCAUAAACUCCUAUGAGGAAAGUAUUCUGCUAAUUAGAAUACAGGAUGUAAGGCAGCCUAAAUUAGGCUUCAUGACUUCUUCCUCCUAACUGGAGGGAACAAAAAAGCUGGAGGUUGCUGCAGGUUUUGGAUUUCUUUUUCCUCUUUGAAGGAGCGUGGAGGAGGGACACGAGCUAAGGAGACACUUUGUCUGAGGAGGUCCUACGAGCUCCUGGAAACAUCUAUUUCAGGCCGUUGGUCCUUGAGGUGUCUCCCACGUCCUCCGUGAUCUCAAACACGCUUGUCUCUGAACCAAACCUCCCUGUCCGUGACUUACAAAGCUUCUUCCUCCUUCUGUCCAAGCUCUAUAUUAUGAUUUUAAUUCAGUUACCGAUGAUGAUUUUUGUGUCCCCCCCACCCCGAGUUGCCCCUUUUCUGCUUUUCUUUGCAGCAGAGUUUGUAGCAUUAAAAAAAAAAAAAAAAAGAAAUAAUCGUGAACUGGAAAUAGAGUUUUCUCCCAUGUCCAGAGCAAAGUGCGGGGCGAGGGGCAGCUCUGCCCAGCCCUAACCCGGUUUUCCUGCCCAUUCCUGCUCGUGGCAGGUAACCCCCCUGCUGCUCUCUCGACCUGCAGCCCUGUACGGAUGUGGCUCCGGUUGGAAACGUCAGCAGCUCCCUGCAUCGCUGUAUUUUACAGGCACAAGCAGCUGGUUUGGGUUUGGUUUUUUUUUCCCCCCAAGCAAAAUGAGGUCCCGAUACUUCUUUUUGAGAAGAGACUCCUUACUGCCCUGUCCUUGUAUAUCUGUGAAGGAGCAGGGAGAGGCAAAGCCAGGCUUCGCUUGCCCACGGUUCGACUUACGUAUGUGUUUUUUUUCUUUCCCGAACAGACUGCUGAGGCUAGAGUAGACCCAUCUGUGUAUCCAUGGGCUUAAACCUUAAUUUUUCAGUAUUUUCCUACCAGUACUGCUGCAGGGAGUUACCGGAGGAACCUGCCGUGCCACGUUUGUUUUUUCUCCCAUUCCUCCGUGCAACCGGAGGGGAUUUCAUGGGACAAACCCAGCUCAUGAUGCUGCUCCUGCUCCGCAUCCCCCCCCGAAGAGGAGAACGCGGUCGGCCAGCGAAAGGUCCCAUCCGCCUCCGAGUUUGAGUGCAGUCUUCCCUCGUUAGCACAGCACGCAAGCGUCUGCUAACGAAUAUUGCCUAAUUGGAACAGGCUUCGGUCUUGCUUAGAGUAAGGACAGGGUCAGGUCUCGGCACUGCACAUCUCACCGCCACUCACAAAGUAAAAACCACAAGCAAAUACUUAUGUUGACACCGGAGAUGUUGUCACGCAGACAGGCGUUCACAGUAAUUGCUUGGCCUGAGCAGCAGCCCCUUACCGGGUUUUUUUAUUUACUAUUUUAUUUUAGCGUGUCACCAAAGGCAUCUUGCGGGUUAAGGGGGUUUUGCGUAGCGCUUCAUUUAGACAUGGUGCAGCCUUUGCCAAAGUCUUGGUGAGGUGUGAAAGCGUCUCGGUGCUAAAAUGAAUGUUCAGUUGCAAAUGCAUGUUUCUAGGAAUAAUUCUUUUGGUUGUAGGUACGUAAUGGAAGGGCUUAGUGAAAACAGCUUCUAGACUCGAAUGUGUGAAAGCAAUACAGCCAAGACUUGAUAAUCUGACUUUAUACCAAAGGUUUCUCCUCUUAAUUUGAUGUGAACUAAAUGAAGCAAAUAUCUCUUGAUUUUAAAAUGAGUUUUCUAAAAGCAUUUCUGGAGCUAAUUUGCUGGAUUUUUGGUGUAUUCUGCCCCAUUAACCCAAAGAAAUAAGAAUUUUCAGCGCACUAACCCCACCUGUAAAUUAUCACUGCUGUAGAGAGAUUGGAUUUCACUGCCUAAUGUACUGCUCUUCGUAAAAUACCUGUCUGCCCCAGGAUAAAUAGGAACAGAUCUUCUGGUCUUGAUCUGGAUCAAGCUGUUAGUCAAAUACUGCCUUACCCGAGGAACUCAAAUUUGAGAGUGGUAAUUGAGGCUUUUUGUGAAAAAGGGCUUCCGAAACAGAAAUAAGUCAUAAAAGUCAGGAAUAGCAGAUUGUCUUGCCAAGAUAUUAAAGAAAAACUCCCCUUGAGGAACUCGCCGGAAUAUGUCCCUUCUAGGGAAGGUCUUGCCUCCAAGUGAUGAAUUCUGGCUGUUAACUUGCGAUGAAACCACUGACGUUCGGGUCAGUCUACCAAGUAAUUCUGUAUUGCAUUUUGGGGACUUUGGGUUUUUUUUUUUUUAUACACAUAAGAAAAUGGUUAAUUUUAUCUAUUUUUGUAUAGUUUUGCAUUUUAUAUUCAUGGGGAAAUUUUAUGGACUGUUCUUUUACUUGUGUGCUUUGUCCUUUAAAGUGGUGUGGUUUACCGCUCUGAUGGAGAAAAGGCAAUUAUUGCUGCUGCUGCCACUGCCUGUGCAAUGCAAAGAAACCACCUCGCUCCUCGUAUCCUCCCGUAACGUGCUGUUCCACUUUAUAUACAGGGCCAGCUCUGAAACCCAGCAGCCGGUCCGUUACCAAUACACACGUUCUCUCUUUGCACACACCGCUGAGACGUCUUUGUUUUAAUACUGCUUUGUCACACUCGUCAACUGUUAUUUCUGGUUUUUAGGCUUCAUUUUUAAUCUGAAUUUGUGGACUUCGGUGAUUUCUCCCUGAAAGUAUUGUUGACCGUCUUUUAAACUAGAAAACCACAGAUUUCAGUUGGGGCUUUCCCUUCUGUAUGCUUAAAUUAUU
Molecule: messenger RNA, 7491 nt
Organism: Harpia harpyja (harpy eagle)
Lineage: Eukaryota; Metazoa; Chordata; Aves; Accipitriformes; Accipitridae
Gene: AMER1
Product: APC membrane recruitment protein 1
Exons: 2
Coding region: 469-3822 (1117 amino acids)
Biological process (GO): regulation of canonical Wnt signaling pathway
Cellular component (GO): plasma membrane
Molecular function (GO): phosphatidylinositol-4,5-bisphosphate binding; beta-catenin binding
Source: RefSeq, a predicted model, not a curated record